AUGUGCUCAACGACAGCAACUCCACGACUCCUCCUUUACCGACAACUGACGAGACAUCCAAUUGGUCAGUUUCACUUGCAUCAAGAGCGGGAACGUGUUUUCGCCUAUCAGGACAAGACACUCCGACGGCUCGUCCAUUUCGAACUUUAUUCUCCCUUCUCUUUAUUUUCUCAUUUUCAACAACGUGCGCAGAUCCCUGUCUAUCUCGCUCAGUAUGCGCACAGUUUAACCCCACCUUCAUCUCCUCCAUUUUUUCUUCCCCGUCAAAGUUUUCUUGCUCAGCAAAAGAAUCGCGAUUCUUUUCUGAUUUCGUAUACUGAAUCUAUCUAUCUAUCUAUCUAUCUAUCUAUCUAUCUAUCUUUUGAAUUUCUGGGAUCCAAAACACUAUCUAUCUAUCUAUCUAUCUAUCACAGUCUGUUCACUAUCUAUCUAUCUAUCUAUCUAUCUAUCUAUCUAUCUCAGUCUGUUCACUAUCUAUCUAUCUAUCUAUCUAUCUCAGUCUGUUCACUAUCUAUCUAUCUAUCUAUCUAUCUAUCUAUCUAUCUCAGUCUGUUCACUAUCUAUCUAUCUAUGUCUGUUCACUAUUCAUCUAUCUAUCUAUCUAUCUAUCUAUCUAUCUAUCUCAGUCCGUUCACUAUUCAUCUAUCUAUCUAUCAUCUAUUCAUUCAUUCAUAUCUAUCUAUCUCAGUCCGUUCACUAUCUAUCUAUCUAUCUAUCUAUCUAUCUAUCUAUCUAUCUCGUUAA
Molecule: messenger RNA, 744 nt
Organism: Acanthosepion pharaonis
Lineage: Eukaryota; Metazoa; Mollusca; Cephalopoda; Sepiida; Sepiidae
Source: the annotation of a GenBank genome assembly